GUUGAGAAUUAGCUAAAUAUCUCAAAAGUUUGGUAGUGUCUGACUCUUAUAUUUGUAUAUACAUUAUUAAAUGUUUAUUAUUGAUGUUUAACAAAAUUAGGUUAGGAAUAAAGAAAUCUUUUAUAUUUUUUAAUCAUGCAUUUUAAUAGAGGACACUUGAUAGAUAAUUCUACACUUGACAGUGAUGAAAGUAAUAAUAGUUAUAAUGACAGUGACAGUGAUAGUAGUAUGGAUAUGCUUUCAGACGAUGAUAGUUUGAACAGUAGCAAUGAUUCUGAAAGUGAAAACAAUGUAGAAAAUCCUGUUUCAAAUAAUAAUCAAGUAUCUGCACGUACAAGUAACGAUACAGAUUCAAUUUUGUUAAAUGAAGAUGAAGAAGAAGAUGAAGUUAUAAAAGCAAUAAUUCGGGCACAAAAUGCACAAUCAAAUCAUCCUCCACCAAUUAUAACAGAAGAUCAUGUGGUAGAUAUAUGUUUUCACCCUAACUCAGACAUGAUCGCUGUAGCUAAUAUUGUAGGAGAUGUAUACCUAUAUAAGUACAAUAACACAGAAACAGAACUUGCAUCAACCCUAGAAUUACAUCUUAAAGCAUGUCGUGAUAUAGAAUUUAAUGAAAGUGGUAAAACAUUAUUUUCUACUGCUAAAGAUUUGUGCAUAAUGCUUACUGAUGUAGAGACAGAGAAAUUAACAAGAUUGUAUGAGAAUGCACAUACAGAACCAAUAUAUACAAUGACCACAAUUGGAGAAAACAUGUUUGCAACAGGAGAUGAUGAUGGUGUAGUAAAACUGUGGGAUCUUAGGCAAAAAGGAGAUGUACCUGUAUUUUCAAUAAAGAAAAUGGAAGAUUAUGUAAGUGCUAUAAUAACAAAUGAAGAGGCAAAAUAUCUGGUGUGUGCAAGCGGGGACGGUUCUAUUACCACGUUCAAUAUACCGGGAAAGAAAAUGCAUGUUCAAUCAGAAGAAUACGAGGAAGAAUUAACAUGUCUUGGUUUAUUUAAAUCUGAAACAAAAAUUUUGGUAACAACAAGUAAAGGAAAAAUGUACAUAUAUAAUUGGGGAGAAUUUGGACUUCAUUCAGAUGAAUUUCCUAGCCCAACUAAAAAAGCUAUAAAUUGUAUGAUUCCAAUUACUGAAAAUAUUGCAAUAACAGGAGGGGAAGAUGGAAUGUUAAGAGCUACUAGUUUAUUCCCUCGCCGUAAUCUCGGAAUAGUAGGGCAACAUGAUCUCUCUAUUGAGACGCUUGAUGUUAACAGUGAUGGUACUCUAAUUGCAUCUUCUUCACAUAAUAAUGAUAUCAAAUUUUGGAAUGUACAAUAUUUUGAAACUUUAAAUGUCACCGAACCUGUAAAAGGUGGAAAACAAAAACAACUAAAACAUAAUCUUCCAAGUAGUAAAUUUGAUAAUGCAUCUAACUUUUUUUCUGAUCUUUAGUAAAGAAAUAAAAAUAAUAGUUAAUGUAAAAUGUAUUUUUUUUACUUCUGAUUUGAAGUAAUUGUUAUGUUUCCUUUUAUAACAUAAUUAAGAAAAAAAUAAAUAACAUUUCUAUACAUCAACUACCAAAUAUGUAAUAUAAGUUACCAAAAUUAAGUAUAGUAUGAUGUGUUGCAUUGAAUGAUUUACAAGGAAUUUCUAACUGUACGGUAUUUUAUUCCCAAAAAGAUAAUAAAAGUCCGUUGAAUAUA
This is a messenger RNA of Megachile rotundata (alfalfa leafcutting bee), 1682 nucleotides long. Its product is annotated as WD repeat-containing protein 55 homolog. Gene Ontology annotation, molecular function: protein binding. The record is from RefSeq and is a predicted model, not a curated record. Lineage: Eukaryota; Metazoa; Arthropoda; Insecta; Hymenoptera; Megachilidae.